UCGCAAUCCCCAGUCAUACACGGAGAGGUGCAUGAGCAAAAAGGAGGCUGCGAUACAAUUCAUUGGGAUUUUUUUUUUUUUUUUUUUUUUUUUUUUUUUGUGUGUAUCUAUUGCGUUUUUCCCAUUGCUGCGCGCGUUACAAGCUCAGCGCCUAGCGCCCUGUCUCCAGUCGCUGGCGGGCCAGCAGCACCGGGAGGAAGAGGAGAAAAUCCGCGGAGGGGCCGGACCCGCACCCCGCCAGAGGCCAGAAUGUCAUCCCGGGAGAUGUAAAUCCGGUCGGUGCGAGCGAGAGACACGGAGGAGGGGGGUGGUCCAUUGUAACAUUCUGGAGUUGUUCCCCGCUACUCCUGCUGCUGCUGUCGCCUCCUGAUCCUGCACAGAACGGACUCCAACGGCUGGGCGCUCGCACUGCGCCCGGCGCUCCCUCCAUUUCGUUAUUUGUUUUUAAAUUGAAUUUAUAUUUCUUUUUGUGCCUCCGUGCCGGAGCCUGGCUGCAUCGUACGUUUCAUGCGGAGCGGAGUGUCGGGAGCUGCAGGAAAAUGUUGACUUAGCCCCAGCGAAGCCUCCCGGCUGGCUGCGUGGAGGAGAAGCCGCCUCCCGCUCUGCGCUGCCCCGGCCCGCCGCGCCGCAGCGCCGGCUGCCUCCCGUUGCCCGCCCGAGCCCGCCGCUUGCCCACCCGCUCCCCGCGCCGCCGCCGGAGCGCCGGGACUAACUCCGCUGUGCUCUCCCGCAACCCUGCGCUCGGCGGGGUGACCCGGCCCGCGGGUCCCGCCAGGGCGAGAGAUCCCGGCCCGCCUUCGGCUCUCAGAGGUAUGAAGAUGAAUAAUGCAGACACUGGUUUCGAUGAUGCUGGGCUUUUAUAACUGGAUUCAUUAAGGAAUACAAAGAAAUUCUUACAGGGAUCAAUAAUGGUGUCUUCUGGCUGCAGAAUGCAAAGUUUUUGGUUUCUGCUCAUUAUCAGCUUCCUGCAGUGUACUGAAGGUUUCAGCCGAGCAGCACUACCAUUUGGUUUGGUUAGGAGGGAGCUCUCCUGUGAAGGCUACUCCAUUGACCUCCGGUGUCCAGGAAGUGAUGUUAUUAUGAUAGAAAGUGCUAACUAUGGACGGACAGAUGACAAGAUUUGUGAUGCUGACCCUUUCCAGAUGGAGAACACAGAAUGCUUCCUUCCAGAUGCCUACAAAAUUAUGACACAGAGGUGCAACAACCGAACACAGUGUAUAGUAGUUACUGGAUCAGAUGUAUUUCCUGAUCCUUGUCCUGGAACAUACAAAUAUCUAGAAGUUCAGUAUGAAUGUGUUCCUUACAAAGUGGAGCAAAAAGUUUUUGUUUGCCCGGGGACGUUGAAAGCAAUUGUGGACUCACCGUAUUUAUAUGAAGCUGAACAAAAAGCAGGUGCUUGGUGCAAAGAUCCUCUCCAGGCUGCAGAUAAAAUAUACUUCAUGCCAUGGACUCCAUAUCGCACCGAUACUUUGAUAGAAUAUGCUUCUUUAGAGGACUUCCAAAAUGGACGCCAGCAGACGACGUAUAAACUCCCAAAUCGAGUGGACGGCACUGGAUUUGUAGUGUAUGAUGGCGCUGUCUUUUUUAACAAGGAAAGAACUAGGAACAUAGUAAAAUUUGAUUUGAGGACUAGAAUUAAGAGUGGAGAGGCCAUAAUCAAUUAUGCUAAUUACCAUGACACCUCUCCCUACCGAUGGGGGGGAAAGACUGAUAUUGACUUGGCAGUUGAUGAAAAUGGCUUAUGGGUAAUUUAUGCUACGGAGCAAAACAAUGGGAUGAUAGUAAUUAGCCAGCUGAAUCCCUACACCCUGCGUUUCGAAGCCACUUGGGAAACAACAUACGACAAGCGGGGAGCAUCCAAUGCUUUCAUGAUAUGUGGUGUCCUGUACGUAGUGCGGUCAGUGUAUCAGGACAAUGAGAGUGAGACCGGCAAGAAUGCCAUUGAUUACAUCUACAACACCCGGUUAAGCAGAGGCGAGCAUGUGGACAUUCCUUUCCCCAACCAGUACCAGUACAUCGCCGCAGUGGAUUACAACCCCAGAGACAACCAGCUGUAUGUGUGGAAUAACAACUUCAUUCUGCGAUAUUCUUUGGAGUUUGGCCCACCUGAUCCUGCCCAAGUGCCUACCACAGCAGUGACAAUAACCUCUUCAGCAGAGCUAUACAAAACCACAGUGUCAACCACUAGCACUACAUCACAGAAAGGUCCCAUAAGCACAACAUUAGCUGGAGGAACAAAGGAAGGAAGCAGAGGACCCAAGCCACCGCCACCCAUUUCCACAACCAAAAUUCCUCCCGUGACAAGUUUUUUCCCUUUGCCAGAGAGAUUCUGUGAACCGACUGAGGCCAGGGGGAUUAGCUGGCCUCAGACACAAAGAGGAAUGAUGGUUGAACGCCCUUGCCCCAAAGGAACAAGAGGAACUGCCUCAUAUCUCUGCGUGGUCUUAACGGGAAUGUGGAACCCCAAAGGCCCUGAUCUUAGCAACUGCACCUCACACUGGGUAAAUCAGCUGGCUCAGAAGAUCAGAAGUGGAGAAAAUGCUGCUAGUCUGGCCAAUGAACUGGCUAAACACACCAAAGGACCUGUCUUUGCUGGCGAUGUUAGUUCAUCAGUGAGGCUGAUGGAGCAGCUUGUGGACAUUUUGGAUGCUCAGCUGCAGGAACUGCGGCCCAGUGAAAAAGACUCUGCUGGAAGGAGUUAUAACAAGCUCCAAAAACGUGAGAAGACAUGCAGGGCUUACCUUAAGGCAAUUGUGGAUACAGUGGACAACCUGCUCAGGCCUGAAGCUCUGGAGUCCUGGAAGGACAUGAAUUCUUCAGAACAAGCCCAUGCAGCCACAAUGCUACUUGAUACAUUAGAAGAAGGGGCUUUUGUCUUGGCUGAUAAUCUCUUAGAACCAACUAGAGUCUCAAUGCCCACAGAAAAUAUCGUUUUGGAUGUUGCAGUGCUCAUUACUGAGGGCCAGGUGCAGGACUUGAAAUUUCCUCAGGGCAGUAAAGGAGGGAACUCUAUUCAGCUCUCUGCAAGCACCGUGAAACAGAACAGCAGGAACGGAUUAGCAAAACUGGUUUUCAUCAUUUACAAAAGUUUGGGACGUUUUCUCAGUACGGAAAAUGCAACCAUAAAGUUAGGCAGCGACUUUGCUGGGCGGAAUAGCACUAUUGCAGUCAACUCCCACGUCAUUGCAGCCUCCAUCAACAAGGAGUCUAGCCGGGUGUACCUAACUGAUCCUGUGCAUUUUACACUGGAACACAUUGAUCCUGACAAUUAUUUCAAUGCAAAUUGUUCCUUCUGGAACUACUCAGAGAGAACUAUGAUGGGAUACUGGUCAACUCAAGGCUGCAAACUGAUUGACACAAAUAGAACUCAUACAACGUGUGCUUGCAGUCACCUAACCAACUUUGCAAUUCUUAUGGCUCAUCAGGAAAUUGUGUACAAAGAUGGAGUGCACGAAUUGCUCCUCACUGUCAUCACCUGGGUGGGAAUUGUCAUCUCUCUUGUUUGCCUGGCCAUCUGCAUCUUCACAUUCUGUUUUUUCCGUGGCCUGCAAAGUGAUCGUAACACUAUUCACAAGAACCUUUGUAUCAACCUAUUCAUUGCUGAGUUCAUUUUCCUAAUAGGCAUCGAUAAGACAGAGUACAAGAUUGCAUGUCCAAUAUUUGCAGGUCUGUUACACUUUUUCUUCCUGGCAGCCUUUGCCUGGAUGUGUCUAGAAGGAGUGCAGCUUUAUCUAAUGUUAGUAGAAGUAUUUGAAAGUGAAUACUCUAGGAAGAAGUACUAUUAUGUUGCUGGCUACCUCUUCCCUGCUACAGUCGUUGGUGUCUCAGCAGCUAUUGACUAUAAGAGCUAUGGAACAGAGAAAGCUUGCUGGCUUCAUGUAGAUAACUAUUUUAUUUGGAGUUUCAUUGGACCUGUUACCUUUAUUAUUCUGCUGAAUCUUAUCUUCCUGGUGAUCACAUUGUGCAAAAUGGUGAAGCACUCAAACACUUUGAAACCAGACUCUAGCAGGUUGGAAAACAUUAAUAAUUACCGUGUUUGUGAUGGCUACUAUAAUACGGACUUACCUGGCUAUGAAGAUAAUAAGCCAUUUAUCAAAUCCUGGGUCCUGGGUGCAUUUGCUCUCCUGUGUCUCCUUGGCCUAACAUGGUCAUUUGGCCUGCUGUUUAUCAAUGAAGGGACUGUUGUGAUGACGUAUCUCUUCACAGUAUUUAAUGCUUUCCAAGGAAUGUUUAUUUUCAUCUUUCAUUGUGCCCUUCAAAAGAAAGUACGUAAGGAAUAUGGCAAAUGCUUCCGACAUUCCUACUGCUGUGGUGGACUACCAACUGAGAGUCCGCACAGUUCAGUGAAGGCAUCAACAACAAGAACUAGUGCCCGCUAUUCCUCUGGCACUCAGAGUCGUAUAAGGAGGAUGUGGAAUGACACUGUGAGAAAACAAUCUGAAUCGUCUUUUAUCUCAGGUGACAUCAACAGCACUUCAACACUUAAUCAAGGAAUGACUGGCAAUUACCUACUAACAAACCCUCUUCUUCGACCACACGGCACUAACAACCCCUAUAACACAUUGCUCGCUGAAACAGUUGUAUGUAAUGCCCCUUCAGCUCCUGUGUUUAACUCACCAGCAACCUACAGAGAGACAACUACUCUUAGGCCAGAUAGCCUGAGCAGACAGACAUGAUGUGAGUUGUCCAAAGACAUUCACUGAACAAUGCCAGGGAUACAAGUGCCAUGGAUACUCUACCGCUAAAUGGUAAUUUCAACAACAGCUACUCAUUGCGCAAUGGAGACUAUAACGACAGUGUGCAAGUUGUAGACUGUGGACUAAGCCUGAAUGAUACUGCUUUUGAGAAAAUGAUCAUUUCAGAAUUAGUGCACAACAACCUGCGGGGCAGCAGCAAGAACCACAACUUGGAGCGCACGCUACCAGCCAAAGCUGUGAUCGGCGGGAGCAGUAGUGAAGAUGACGCCAUCGUGGCAGAUGCCUCAUCAUUGAUGCACAGUGAAACCCCUGGGCUGGAGCUCCACCACAAAGAGCUUGAGGCCCCGCUCAUUCCUCAGCGGACUCACUCCCUUCUGUACCAGCCCCAGAAGAAAGUGAAGACCGAGGGAACGGACAGCUACGUCUCACAGCUGACAGCCGAGGCUGACGACCACCUCCAGUCCCCCAACAGAGACUCUCUUUACACGAGCAUGCCCAAUCUCAGAGACUCUCCGUAUCCAGAGAGCAGCCCCGACGCUGAAGAAGAUCUCUCUCCCUCCAGAAGGAGUGAAAAUGAGGACAUUUACUACAAGAGCAUGCCAAACCUAGGAGCUGGCCAUCAGCUUCAGAUGUACUAUCAAAUCAGCAGGGGUAAUAGCGAUGGCUAUAUAAUUCCCAUUAACAAGGAAGGAUGUAUUCCAGAAGGGGACGUUAGAGAAGGACAAAUGCAACUAGUGACAAGCCUUUAAUAGUGUAGCAAAGAAAUAUUAAAGGCCACAUGCAAGUAUUAAAAAGACUUAAUUGGCCCCAUGCAGGCUCCCUCAUAUCUGCUUGAAGAGACAAUUCUGUUGACCCUGUGGUUCUCCAGUAACGGGGAUGACUGGACCUCGCAGUUCUGUGAAUUUUUAUAAAACAAAAACUUUGUAUAUACACAGAGUAUACUAAAAUGAAUUAUUUGUUACAAAGAAAAGAAAUACCAAACAAGGUAUUUUAAGAUAUCUUCUGCUGCUGAAUUUAACAAAAUUGUGAAGAAAAAGAACAAAAAGAUAAAUAAACACUUCCCAGCCAUUUUACUGCAGCAGUUUGUGAACUAAAUUUGUAAAUAUGGCUGCACCAUUUUUUUUUUCUAGGCCUACAUUGUAUUAUAUACAAGGCGUAGGCUCUAAAAUCCUGUGGGACAAAUUUACUGUACCUUACUAUUCCUGACAAGACUUGCAAAAGCAGGAGAGAUAUUCUGCAUCAGUUUGCAGUUCACUGCAAAUCUUUUCCAUUAGGGCAAAGAUUGAAUACAUGUCUAACCACUAGCAAUCAAGCCACAGGCCUUAUUUCAUAUAUUUCCUCAACUGUACCGUUCUCAUGAAAAAAAAUGGCUAAAGAAAUUAUAUUUUGUUCUAUUGCUAGGGUAAAAUAAAUACAUUUGUGUCCAACUGAAAUAUAAUUGUCAUUAAAAAAUAAUUUUAAAGAGUUUGAAGAAAAUAUUGUGAAAAGCUCUUGGUUGCACAUAUGUUAUAGGCUGUUUUUCUUACACUCUGUUCAUAGUACAGUAGUAUGUUUAAAUGCAAGUUCUACCCAUUUUCACUUAUUUUUCACUGUAAACAGUGUUCUGCUUUGACAAGUUAGUUUUUAUUCUUAUGUUUUGAAUUUUUAUUGCCAAAAACCAUAAUUUGGGGAGAAAAUUGUUUUAGAAGCCAAUUAUGCCAAGCCUUGCACAAAUUUGGUAUAGCUAACAAAGAUUGUAACUCAAUUCCCUGUUCAUUCUUUAAUCAAUCAGGGUUGGGUGGUAAGGGGUAAAGGGGACACUGGACACUUCUCACAAGCUUUCUCGUGAAUAAAAGGUGCCUGUCCUUCAAAAAAAAAAAAAAUAAAACAUAACUAUUAACUCUUCCAUAUUCCUUCUGCCUAUAUUUAGUAAUUAAUUUAUUUUAUGAUAAAAAUCUAAUGAAAUGUAAAUUGUUUCAACAAAAUUCUGCUUUUUUCAUCCCUUUAUGUAAACCUGUUAAUAAUGAGCCCAUCACUAAUAUCCAGUGUAAAGUUUAACACCUGUUUGACAGUAAAUAAAUGUGAAUUUUUUUCCAAAUAGGUAAAAUGUGCAUUAUUAUGUACAAAGCAUAAUUGGCAUCAGCAGUCCUUCGACCCAGCUGUAUCCUGCUUAGACUGGCUUCUUUACAUUUCAUGAUUUAAAUGUUGAGAAUACAAUAGAAACUGUCUGUAUAGCUCUGCAGAAGAGAGGUCAUCUUACCUAUUCAUUACUCUAGUCACAAUUGGAUAAGAUCAAACUCAGACAUAGCAGGGUCAUUAGGAAAAUGUACUGUAAUUUCAUAAUUUACAUAACUUUUAAGUAGGCAUCUGUACUGAAAUUAAAAAUAAGGUGGUAAACACCAGUAUCAUAUUCUCAGCAACAGUAAUUAGCAGUUAAUUAUUAGUGAUGAAGAUAUAUUGUUGCAGUGGGGAAAACAUGAAUAAGCAUUUGGAUAGCACUCCAAGCGCUAUCUAAAUAAUUAAUCCAUCAUGGCACUGUUUCGAGUUAGAUAAAUAAGCAUGACUGUCCCUAUUUUUAUCAGAUCAGAGAACUGCAGAAGGCAGCUGAUGCCCAAGAUGUUAUUGACCAAAUUAGUGGCACAAUUGGAAGUCUGAGGUCUUUGUUUUGUUGAUUCCCAAGCCUCUUUUUCCCUCUCAGCCAGGGCCUCUAAAAAGAUAAUGCCAAGGACUUCAUUUGUCACCACUCCCAAAACUGUAUUCUUCAAAAUAACUCAAAAAUUAAUGCCUCGUCAUCACAGGGGCCACCAUUUCACAUGUGGCAGCUGUGACUACAGGUACGAUAACAGCAAAAAUUCACUUGAAAGAUAUCGUUACCUUCUAAUGCAUUGGAAUAUGUAAAGUCCAUUUGGAAAAUAAAGCAAUGCAUUUUGAAUAAGUUUCGAUUUUGGAAGAGCAUUUUGGGCAAGACUUCCCGUGUUGAGAUAAUUCAAAAUGUAAAAACAAUAAAAUCUAGGUUGAGAUGGAACUGUGGGGUUCAGGUAAUAAUCAUGACUGUGACACUGUAGCAAUCGUUCUUGAAGAAAAAGGCAUCUUCACCAUUCACCCUACUGGUAACUCUUGCUGUUCCUUAACAGUUACUAUGCUUGCAGUUCCAGUCACUGGAACAUUUAAAAUUUAAUCAGAAACUGUUUAGCUCUGUUGAGUAGAGAUGCUUUAAAAAUCUGAAGUCUCUAUGAAAUAAGAAAUUGUUCUGAUUCAGGGUAUACAGCAGACUGUUUGGAGCAAAAAUUAUUCCCUUGGUCUGUCUGGCAACUUAAAAGCAUACUUGCUGCCUUCUACCUAGGAAAUUGUGUCUUAGGGAUUUAAAAAUUGCGGAGCUCAAGUAAUUACAGUACACAUGACCUAAUAAUGUCACCAACUUCCAACAGAAUCUUCAACCCUAGUUCAAGAAAGUACUCCUUUGUGUCUAACUAAAGGUGGCAAAACUACAUACUGGAAAAAGGUUUGUAGCAUUGUGAUCUUAAAUAUAUAGUCAAUGGCAAACGUAACAAGUAUUCAUAAAACAAAAAAAUGUAGCUGAUGAACCUAAGAUGAACCAGCUGAACCUAAGUAUCAUAAGGGAAUUCUUUUGUUAGCUUCUUUGUAACGUAGAUGUUGCUUUUUAGUGAGCCUGAUUUUUUUUAGUGUUAUGCUAGUGAGUGUCCUGGGUUCAGCUAGCAGCCAAUUCCUUGCCAAAUUUCUGUUGGUGUAACUUCUCAGUGUAGUAGGUUACAGUAUAAUUAUAUAGCCGACAGCUUAUUGUAAUUUCUUUAUGUUCUCUUCUCACAUUCCUGCCAUCUUGUCUUGGGAUCAGAAGGACAGAAGAAUUCAGAGGAAGAGUUCGAGAAUAGCGAAAUAAUGACAGCAGAAUUAAUGGAAACAAGUGUUUCUUCAGGGUCAUCAGUUAACCAGUUCCUAUGAUGGUGCCAAGGAUAUGCUGCUAUUUUAGGCACUUUCAGAAGAGCUGUAAUUUUCUUAUGGCUAGUAAUCUCCUGUUAGUAUCAGUGUUAACCCUACUGGCUCAGUUCAAUUCUUCCUUGUAACUUCAGUCCAGUUAUAUUAAUUCCUACAAAAGAUUAAAUGGGAUGUGCAUUUAGUGAACUGUUGUAUAAUGGUGCUAUGCAUUGUUUAAUAUAAAAUACAUCUCAAUUCUACAUAAGUGAACCAUAACAUGAAGAAAUGCAACACUGGUAAUACCUUUAUAGUUAAAAUUAAUCUUUAUCUGUGAAUUCCACCAUACACCUUUGCUUCUUUUAAAUUUGAAAUGAAAUUACUAAUAAAGUUUACAUAUAUUCACUUAUGUAGGCAAUAAAAGGUGUUUCAAAUUGAUUUAA
Molecule: messenger RNA, 9049 nt
Organism: Strigops habroptila (Kakapo)
Lineage: Eukaryota; Metazoa; Chordata; Aves; Psittaciformes; Psittacidae
Gene: ADGRL2
Product: adhesion G protein-coupled receptor L2
Exons: 27
Coding region: 909-4676 (1255 amino acids)
Biological process (GO): cell surface receptor signaling pathway; brain development; adenylate cyclase-activating G protein-coupled receptor signaling pathway
Cellular component (GO): neuron projection; membrane
Molecular function (GO): carbohydrate binding; G protein-coupled receptor activity
Source: RefSeq, a predicted model, not a curated record